CUUGUCAAUUGUCAUUCCUUGAUUUUUUUUCUCGCCUCGAUACCUACACAUCAAGCACAGUUCUAGACCCGCCAGGCAUCAUAUCAUAUCCGCCCAACCCACGCCUCGUCUCGCCUCGCCCCAUUACGGUCAACCCUGAUGCGUUGUCAAUACUACUAGACCUAAACCAAAACCAAGUUGAAUGAGGGUUAAGGCGGAGUCAUUGUUUCAGCCUGAUAUGAUGAUAUAAUGCGAUAUUAAAUUUAUAUCAGCAUACCCCGGAAGAUCACAACCACCACUGCACUCUACUACUGCUACUAUAUACAUCGUCAACCUAUUGUCUAUAUACAUACUACACACACCACACAUCUAUACUACUCACCACCUCAACUGAACCCCCAACCCCCGAAGAACCAAAGAAAGGAAAAGAAACGAAAUGGCAAUGCGAAUCUACCACCGCCGUCCCCGCCGCUACCACUGGCCCGAACUCCAACUCAACAUCUGGAUCAUCGUGGUUCUCUCCUCAUCCGCAAUCUGUCUGGGUAUAUUCGCCUGGUUCAUGACGGUUCAAAAUGACUUGGGAUUGGAAGUUCCUUGGCUCUUCCCCUACAUGAUAACAACCGGCGCGCUCGGCAUCUUCUUCGUAAUCUUCAUCCUGAUCCUAGCCGCACAACGCUUCCUCCUGCCCGGGAUAAUCAUCAUCGGGGGGUUUAUUCUCUUCGUGCUGUGGUUAACGGGACUGGUGGAGACAUCGCUCCAGCUGUAUGGGGUUGUCGCGAACGUUAAUGAUAAUUGUCGCAAUUAUAUUGAUAAUGUUAAGCCUGUGGGCGAUGGGUGGAAGACGUUGGCGUGGAUUGAGGAGGAGACUAUUUGUAAGUUUUUUCAUUCUUUCCCCUUCUUUCUUUUGUUCCCUUUGGGGGGGAGGGUAUGUAUGUAUGCUAAUUGGUGUUUGUGGGAUAGGCAAUUGUUGGAGAACGGCGUUUGCGUUUGAAUUGGUGAAUACCAUCUUUUAUGUCUGGAUGAUUAUUAUGUCGUGGCAGGUUAAUCGG
Molecule: messenger RNA, 1028 nt
Organism: Aspergillus piperis CBS 112811
Lineage: Eukaryota; Fungi; Ascomycota; Eurotiomycetes; Eurotiales; Aspergillaceae
Exons: 2
Coding region: 416-970 (184 amino acids)
Source: RefSeq, a predicted model, not a curated record